AUCCAGAUCUUUUAUCUUCUAUUUACUAUCCCAUUUUAUUUAUUAUACUUGUAUCGAUAUGGCAAAACCCAUAUACAUCAUCACAUCACUACCUUAGCAUUAUUUAAAAUAAUCCUCACAGUCUUGCUAUGCUUAAUCAUGGUUGCUGAUUUAGUCAUACGAAUUAUUCAUUCGAAAACUUAUAUUAUUUCAACGAUUUUAUUUCCCGCACUUCUUGUUGUAUCUUACGCUCUUAUGUCUUUCUUAUUGUAUUACGAGAGGCUGAAAGGGAUAUGGUCUUCAGGUUACACCUUCAAUUUUUGGGUUCUGUGCUCUUGCUACCUUAUCGUAUACAUUUGGUCAAGAAGUAUAUAUAUGGAAAAAUCGGUCCUUACAGAAUUUUUCCAGUAUACCCUUUACAUAAUGCAGUUGGCCAUAGUUAUUCUCCAAAUAAUUCUGCAUUGUUUCAAUGCUAAAAGUCGAUCCAGAUUUGACGAUAAUAAAUUCUUAUUCUUGAAUAAGAAAUUUCGAACCGGACGCCUUUCUUCAAAACAUAAAGCUCAAAAAUCAGAAGAAAACAUUAAACUUACUUCAAAAUCAAAAGAUGAAACCUCUCUGAAAACAUGUCCUGAAAUAUACGCUUCGUUUUUAUCGAGAAUUUCUUUUUGGUGGGUUAACAAAUUAGUCUUAUAUGGUAGCAAAUGUCCUCUGACAAAAUUGGAUUUGUGGCAGUUGGCCGAUAAAGAUAGCUCGUUGAAACUUUGUUCAUUAUUCGAUAAACAUUGGUACCACUAUAUAGACAAGUUUGAACAGAAAGUCCAAAAAACCUUAUGCGUUCAUAAUCGUCUCCCGACCAAUAAAUCCACUCGAAUGCAUAAAAAUCCUGAAAUAGGCAUCUAUAAAACUUCCACUAGCCAAAAAUUACUGCGAGGUGCCAAGGCAUUUGAUGAAAAUUCGCCAAAACCCCAAUUUCAUUCAGAAGAUGAGUCAAUUAAACUCAAUCCAUCAUUGACAUUCGUUUUAUUUUGCUGCUUUAAAAGUAUUAUAUGUCAAAGUAUACUUUACAAACUCGUCAGUGACUUGCUCAUCUUUCUUAGUCCUCAGAUAUUAAAAUAUCUAAUAUCUUUCGUGAACUCCAAAAGCCAGUCUUUAUGGAUUGGCGUAUUUUAUGCUAUCACAAUGUUAGCCGCAGUUAUCUUACAAACCAUAAUCCUUAAUCAAUAUUUUCAAAUUGUAUUUGCGAUAGGUAUGCGCAUCAAAACCAUUCUAAUUUGUGCCGUUUACAAAAAAGCUUUAAGACUCUCUAAUUCUGCCCGCAAAACAUCCACGGUUGGUGAAAUAGUUAAUCUGAUGUCAGUGGACACUCAAAAGGUAUCGGAAGUAUGCUCCUAUGUUAGUUUAUUAUGGAGUGGCCCUUUUCAAAUAGGUAUUUGCAUGAUAUUUUUGUGGAAUAUCCUCGGACCUUCCGUUUUAUCUGGUCUGUUGGUUAUGGUUUUAUUGAUACCACUAAACGCGGUUAUGGCUAACAAGAUAACACAGCUUCAAGCUAGCCAAAUGAAAUUGAAAGACGAACGUAUCAAGAUUAUGAACGAAGUUUUAAACGGGAUAAAAGUGAUUAAAUUAUACGCUUGGGAACUAUCAUUCGAAGAUAAAAUUCUUAAAAUACGUAAUAAAGAAGUGGACAUACUCAAAAAAAUAGCAUUCUUAUUGGCUUAUUUCUCCUUCAUUUGGUGUUGUGCUCCUUUCUUAGUAUCAUGCGCGACUUUUGCCACCUAUGUUUUAAGCAAUCCCGAACAUAUAUUGGAUGCCGAGAAGGCUUUUGUGUCUUUAGCUUUGUUCAAUCUUUUGCAUUUCCCACUAUCCAUGUUUCCCAUUAUUAUAACCUUCACGAUAGAGGCUAGAGUAUCCUUAAAACGGCUAUGCAGAUUUUUACUCCAAGAUGAAAUAGAACCCAAUUGUGUCAUCAGAGAAACCCUUAAUACGAAUGAUACUAACAAUGAUGUAAUCAUCGUGAAAAACAGCAACUUCGCUUGGGAUUUCCCCAAAGGUUCCCAGAUCGAAGAUACUCCUGAAUUAACAACCGAAGCGCACAAAGUAGGAAAAGUGACGAAAGGGAACGGCGAUACUAUUUUUCAGUUAAACGAUUCAGCUAUUAGUCUUAACAACAAAUAUAAUAAUUAUAACAGUCCAGUGCUCAAAAAUUUAAAUUUUACCGUAGAGAAAGGUCAAUUGGUAGCCAUCGUUGGAGCUGUAGGUUCAGGUAAAAGUUCUCUACUUUCCGCACUUCUUGGGGAGAUGAAGAUUGUUAAUUCGACGAACUUUCAAAGGGAGAUUAAAGAGAACAUAUCCUUUGCCACCAUUUCACAUCCGAUGGUAAAAAUCCGAGGAUCAGUAGCAUACACCUCCCAACAGCCCUGGAUCCGAAAUGCUAACCUUCGUGAUAACGUCACCUUCGAAGCACCCUUCCCGUUCGACUCUCUCGCAUAUAUACAGGCCUUACAAACCUGCGACUUGAUCAGAGAUCGCGAUUACCUACUGCCAAAUGGGGAUGACACCGAGAUUGGGGAAAAAGGCGUAAAUCUUUCAGGCGGCCAAAAGCAAAGACUUUCACUAGCCAGGGCGGUUUAUCGAAAAAAAUUAAUUGACAUUUACUUAUUCGACGACCCUUUGAGCUCGGUAGAUGUCCACGUAGGAAGACACAUUUUUGAGAACGUACUGGGACCCAGCGGGGUGCUUAAACAUAAGACCCGCUUAUUGGUUACCAACGCAUUCCAUAUACUUCCCGAGGUAGACAGAAUAUUGGUCAUGAAGGAUGGGAUUAUAGUUGAACAGGGGACUUAUACGGAACUCUCAGCUAAAAAUGAAGGUGUUUUUGCCAAAAAUUUAAAAAAUUUCAUGAGUUCACGAGCGGGGUGGGAUGAAACUAACAAUGAAACGAUUAUUUGUGAAGGCGGCUUGAUGAAUAAUUCAAAUGGCGAUUUAAACAAUUUUGGCAAAGCGACUCAGACUGCUGCAAACGGAGAGAAGGCGAAUACCGAUGAUUCAUCAUUGCGCACAUCAACCACCUUAUUGAUAAAAAAUACGGGCCAGGUUACCUCUCAAACAGAAACCUUAAGAGAUUCAUUAUUAUCGCUAGAAUUAGGGAUCCCUGGUAUCGAAUCUAGCGGAUUGUUGAGUGAAGAUUUAGAAAAAGAAAAAAGCGAUGGUCAUAACACACCUGAUAUGGUUAGGAAACGAUUAGGAAGUAAAGAAAAGAUCUUUGAAGAAGUGAAACGAGAAAAUGGCGGAGGAUGGAUGACAACUGAAAUUUCAGAGACUGGAAGAGUUAAAAUUUCUCUAUACCUAACCUACUUCAAAGCCCUGAAAUACCACAUUUUCGCCCUAGCGAUUCUUCUGUUCGGCGUUUAUUACGCACUUUCGGUAGCUGCCAAUUUUUGGCUCAGUGACUGGAGCGAUGAUAAACCUAUUAUGAUUAACGGAACUGCAUAUCAAAACAUUCCUCUCAGAAAUAAACGCUUAGGAGUUUACGCUCUGUAUGGAUUCUUGCAAGGCAUCACAAUAAUGGCGAGCAUUGUAAUUGUCGCCCUGUCAAUGGUAGCCGCUUCCAGAUAUUUACACCAAAAAUUAUUAAGAAAUAUUCUUCAUUCACCUUUGUCAUUUUUUGAUAGCACUCCUCUAGGAAGGAUAGUUAAUAGAUUCUCUAAAGAUUUGAACACAAUAGACAAUAGCCUACCUCCUACCAUACGCUCAUGGCUCACUAAUUUUUACGCCGUACUAACCACACUAUUAGUUAUAUGCUGGAGCACUCCUAUGUUUUUGAUCUCGGUCGUACCUUUAGCCAUCAUUUAUUUCUUCAUUUUGAAAUUUUACAUACCUACUUCUCGCCAGCUCAAACGGUUAGAAUCCAUAUCCACAUCUCCUAUAUAUUCCCAUUUUCAGGAAACUUUGCUAGGAGCUUCCACUAUUAGAGCCUUUGGAGUUAUGGAUAAAUUUAUAACAGAAUCGUAUAGACUCGUGGACCAAAAUCAAAUGUGCUAUUACCCUAGUCUAGUAUCUAAUAGAUGGCUGGCAGUCCGACUCGAGUUCAUAGGUAGUUUUAUCGUAUUCUUCGCUGCGCUAACCAUAGCUCUCAACAGAGAUAACAUUAAACCGGGCCAAGCUGGACUGGCGUUAAGCUAUGCUCUUAGUGUAACCCAAGCUCUUAAUUUGCUAGUUAGAAUGACUUGUGAUUUGGAAACUAAUAUAGUCGCUGUGGAGAGGAUUGCCGAAUACUCUGAUACCCCUACAGAAGCCCUCUGGAUAAUUCCUGACCAUAAACCGCCUGCUGAUUGGCCCUCUAGAGGCUCCAUUGAAUUUUCUCAUUACACCAUGCGGUAUCAUUCGGCGGCCAUGAUCGCUUCUGCCCUACCUCCGGCACUCAACGAUAUAUCCUUCCAAGUGCAGGCUGAAUCUAAGGUGGGAAUUGUGGGGCGCACUGGAGCCGGAAAAUCUAGUAUAACAGCAGCCCUGUUUCGCAUAGUGGAGGCUGACGAUUCUUCCACAAAUUUUAUGGAAAACGAAAUUUACAAAGUUUCUAAAACCCCGAAAAUAUCUAAGAUAUACGUUGAUGGAAUUGAUAUCAGUAAACUCGGGUUACACGAUAUUAGGAGUCGGAUUACUAUAAUACCUCAGGAUUCAAUCCUAUUUUCUGGCACCCUACGGUUCAAUCUGGACCCAUUUAACGAAAAAACGGACAUCGAAGUAUGGGAAAGUUUGAGAAACGCCCACUUACACUCUUUCGUAUCUAAUUUGCCCCUAGGAAUCGAUCACGAAAUUGCUGAAUACGGGGAAAAUUUGAGUUUGGGACAACGACAGCUAGUUUGCUUAGCCCGGGCCUUGCUGAGAAAAUCCAAGAUUCUCGUUCUGGACGAAGCCACGGCGGCUGUUGAUUUGGAAACAGAUGAGCUCAUUCAAAAGACCAUUGUUGAUAAGUUUGCACAUUGUACGGUCCUCACUAUAGCUCACAGACUCAAUACCAUCAUCGAUUACGAUAAAAUCCUUGUACUCGAUCAUGGGAGAAAUGUUGAAUUCGAUAUUCCUUCAAAUUUAUUGCAAAAUAAACGUGGCCAAUUUUAUGGAAUGUGUCUGGAAGCUGGUCUCACAAAUUAGAGCAAUUUCAUCUAACCAUCACUAUAUAACAUUAUUAAUAUAAUUUAUUUAAAGUUAUAUGACCUUAAAAGAAUCUGCUAGAAAAAUUUUUUCAAGUUAUUCCCAUAUUAUUACAAUAUUUUAUUCUUCGGAACCAUUCAAAAAUUCCUCUAAAUCUAAAUGUCACACCUUUCUUUUUAGUAAUUUUAUAAACUUCAACAGCUGUUAAAUUACACCUAACAUAAAAUUAUAUCAAGUCAUUAUUCAUUAAA
Molecule: messenger RNA, 5378 nt
Organism: Gordionus sp. m RMFG-2023
Lineage: Eukaryota; Metazoa; Nematomorpha; Gordioida; Chordodea; Parachordodidae
Product: multidrug resistance-associated protein 1-like
Exons: 29
Coding region: 139-5127 (1662 amino acids)
Biological process (GO): transmembrane transport
Cellular component (GO): membrane
Molecular function (GO): ABC-type transporter activity; ATP hydrolysis activity; ATP binding
Source: RefSeq, a predicted model, not a curated record